Molecule: messenger RNA, 570 nt
Organism: Colias croceus (clouded yellow)
Lineage: Eukaryota; Metazoa; Arthropoda; Insecta; Lepidoptera; Pieridae
Exons: 2
Coding region: 44-520 (158 amino acids)
Source: RefSeq, a predicted model, not a curated record
CUCAAAUAAACAGUGAAGAUUACACAAUUUUGCAAAAGUAGGAAUGAAAAUUCUUAUCUUACAUUGUUGCGUUGUAGUUCUCACUCUGAUAUGUAUACAGGAAGAAGUAUCAUGUCAAGUAAUGUACCCAUCGUAUGGCGGGAUGCCAAAUGGUGACGACGGGGAUGACGACCUCGGCCUCUUACUGACCGUUUUACUUUUCGCUGCGAAACAAAGAAGUAAUAGUUUGGACAGAUACGGAUAUGGUGGAUGCGGCUGUUGCAACAAUUGCUGCAGAAGCACCCAAAAGACCAUCCCGAUACCCUAUCCAAUUCCGAUAACAACUAAUAAUCCUAUAAUAUACAAAUCACAGUCCAGCGAAAAUGAUAGUGAUACAGAUGACUGUAAUGAUGACACAGCUCAAGGAAGUCAGAAAUCAAGUCAUCAUGAAAGUUCUGAAGAAGAAGAAACUACGAGUACUACCAGAGUAAAAUACAAACCGAUGCUAGUUUCAGAAUCAGCUGAAAUCUCUAUGGAUUAACGUUAAUGUUAAACACAAUAUUUUUUACUAUUUUGAUAGUUCUUUUUGUA